AGGUCGCAAUUUUAUAAUAAUUAUUGUACGACGUUGAUAAACACUGGUUUGGUUUCUGUGCAAUCUCUUGAAAGAUAUAUAAACGCACUUGUCGCGUUUACCGAUUUCGAUGUUUUAUUAUUUUGUUCUGAUGAUUGUAUUUGUAUGUCUCGUGUAGUAACGAGAAUAAAAUCGUUGGCGGCUGGUGUGACUAGUGCCGAUUGCAGCGGCCGAACAGUAAGCAACUUACUAGUUGUUUGUUUGGUGGGUCGGCACUCGGUGGUCGCGACUCGCGGUUGGUUUACCUUCAGAGUUGAAUGUUGAUCACUGAUCAGUUCGUGGCGGACCGUCGCGCACAUCGGAGCUCGCGUAUCGAGGCCGGUCUCAAACCUUGUGAUACACCAGUGCCACUCUACUAUAACUAUACUGUUAUAUAUCGGAUGCAACAAAAGGAAUCUAAUCGCGUGAUAAUAGUGCCAAUUAGUGCGACGUCAUUUCGAUUGUGAAUUGCGUCUGUGAAAUGUGUCUUUAUUGCGUAUUGGAACUCAAUUAUAUGAACAUGGGCUUACAAUUUCCUUCAAAGAGCCCUCCACGCUCCUGACAAAAAAGUAGCCGUAGUAAGUGAAGGACAAGGGAAGCCUGUAUCCGCGCGAGGAUCACGCUGCAAGUUGUAACGCCACAUACAAGUGCACGUGUAGACUGAUAAUUGUGAAAGUGUGUAACAAGUAACUAACAGUGCGCGCGAACUGACGUGGACACGUCGCGUUAUUGUUGAUUUGUGUUCAAGUGAUUGUAACGGUGGAAAGAAUGGAGCGAGAAUCAAAUCCCAUGGAGACGCUGUGUCGCUCGGGAUGCGGCUUCUACGGGAACCCGUCCACGGACGGACUCUGCUCGGUCUGCUUUAAGGAGGCGCUCAAGAAGAAGCAGCAGCCGCCCGCGCCGGCGCCGGCGGCCGCCAUGGCGUCGUUCACGGCGCUGGCCCCCGCCCCCGCGUCGCCCCCGCCCGCGCCCGCCUCGCCGCCGCCCGCCACGCCGCUCACGGCCGCCGCGCCCACCGUGCCCGCGCUGCCGCAGCCGCACGCCGACAAAUUUGAGGAAGAGAGCUUGGCAGGCACGAGUGGCGCUAGCACAGGGGCAUCGGACACUGACGCGGACGACAGAGAGGGCCGGGACAAGAAGAAGAAGAACAGGUGUGCGGUCUGCCGCAAGAAGGUCGGACUUACAGGUUUCGAGUGCCGUUGCGGCGGUCUAUUUUGUGCGGUACAUCGGUACAGCGACAAACACGAGUGCUCGUUCGACUACCGGGAGCUGGGCGCGCAGGAGAUCCGCCGCAACAACCCCGUCGUCGUCUCGCAGAAGAUACACAAGAUUUGAGCCGCGUCCGACCCCAGCUCGACUCAACAAUCAUUGUAUUUAGAUUAAUUUGUGGCGAGUUUAUUUUGCUUUUUAAAAAGAGAUUGGGCAACCGUCGCGACUCGAUAAUGACCGCCACACGUUCUGUCAUGCACAAAUACAACUUUAGUUUGUUGUUACCGUUCCCGAUUCGCGAUCUAAUCAAUCUACUGUCACUGUUGACUUUGAAAUUAUAACUUAUAACUCGCUCGCUUCGUUUUAACUUUCUUACUAUAUCCCUAAUACGUUAACGGAGUCUAUUCGAAAUUGAUAAGAUAGACAUAAGUAUGUUUUGGGUAAAGUAAAGUAUGUUUUGGGUAAAUAAAAAUAAAUUGUUGGGUAUAUUAGCGAAGUAAGUAUGUUUUAACUUUUGUAAUAGUCGAUAUCGAGUUAAUUCGUGGCGCGAGUCGCGUGUCGAGUGCGGCUUGCUCAAUCUCAUCUAUAUAUACAUAUUAUAUACUAUGAAACUUGUAGAUAAUGUUCAUUUCGGUUAUUUGUAUUACAUGGUUAAUUUUUCGAGAUAAUAUUAUGUAGAGUUUGAAAUAUGUCCAUUCACCUCCAUUGUAAAUAUUAGAUGUAAUUAAUUAUAGAUACGAAAAACUAUAUAUUGUAAAAAAUAAAAGUAAAACUCAAAAAAAGCUACAUUGUUACGAAAAGACGGAGCGAUGGCGCUUUAUGAUGCGGAGUAAUAUAUUCGUUCGCCGUAAAUUGUAUGGGACUCGCUUGAUCGUGCGAUACUGACUUGUAAAUUGUACAGAACCUCAGUCGCAGGUGCGGCGUGGUGCGGCGCGGAGCCUAAGGGUGGCGACACACUCGGACGCUUACAACUGUAUAAAACAGACGAGAACAACGCUUGUGCAAUUGUAUUGAGAUCCGUGUAUAAUAUUUUGACUGCUGAAUAAUAAAGCACCACAAUUAUUUGAGGUCACACCACAUUCAUUUGGCCGAGGUUGCUGGUGUUCAGAAUUUUUACCGAAGCUGUGUCGCUCCAAAAUGUUGUAAUGUGUGGCAGUGUUGGCAACUGGCUAGAUUUGCUCGAGUUUAAAUUUGUUUACGAUAUUGAGACUUAAAUUUCAUUAAACCGGUCAGGUUGAGCACGCGUCACGCGCCACGUUGACACUGCGACGUCACUCACCGUCACUCACGUACACCAGCAAGGUGUGACGCACCACGGAUUUGAAGAUAUCGUUCAAAUUGUUAGUACUUUAUUUUUGGUUUGGGAAGUCGCUUUCUUAUUUGUCUAACUUUGGCGUUAAUGGAAUAGACUUAGCGAGAUUGUGGUGUGUAUCAGCUGAGGCGGGCGUCGACAGACGGCCGCGAGUGAAAAUUAUAAGAGUAAGCAUAUGGAUAGAUAUACUUUAUAAGUAGUGAUCACUUUAUAUUAUUACACAUUAUAUAAGUAGGAAAGAAUUAUUUAGCUUUUUUCGUUUUUAAUCACAUUAUUCAAAAUUGUAAGUUGUAUUAUGUAAUAUGUUCAUGGGAGCGGCGAACUGUGUACUGCUUCGGUCGCUGACCACGCUGUGAACUGACGAUCACUUGGACUUGAUUAUUUGAUGACUUUUGUUGUAUAUUUUGUUGGGUCAUUGAUUAAUUUUGGUCGUUUGCUUGACAAAUAAUCAGAUAAAGUGUUAAUAAUGAAUGAUUUUCUUCUAUCUUGCUGUUUUAAUUUAGUUAUUCUUCUAUUAAAGUCAAUAAAUUUCCAAGAAUA
This is a messenger RNA of Leptidea sinapis, 3079 nucleotides long. It is a transcript of the gene drn, whose product is annotated as AN1-type zinc finger protein 6. Lineage: Eukaryota; Metazoa; Arthropoda; Insecta; Lepidoptera; Pieridae. Bases 787 to 1353 code for a protein of 188 amino acids. Gene Ontology annotation, molecular function: DNA binding; zinc ion binding. The transcript is spliced from 5 exons. The record is from RefSeq and is a predicted model, not a curated record.